Molecule: messenger RNA, 684 nt
Organism: Striga hermonthica
Lineage: Eukaryota; Viridiplantae; Streptophyta; Magnoliopsida; Lamiales; Orobanchaceae
Source: the annotation of a GenBank genome assembly
AUGGGAGGCUUUGUUUAUGUGGAUAGCAUAUUAGUUCCCCUUAGCAUCUUCUUCACAAUAGGCUACCAUGCUUACUUGUGGCACAACCUCAAGCACAGACCUUCUGCAACUUCCAUCGGCCUCAACAUGCUCAAACGCCGCGCAUGGCUACAACAACUCAAUCAGGGAGAUGACAAGAAGGGCAUGCUUGCAGUACAGAGCUUGAGAAACACGCUAAUGUUCGCCAUUUUAAUCGCCACAGUCACAAUCCUCGUCACACUCUCCUUGGGCGCUCUCGCCAACAAUGCCUUCAAUGCCGGCCGAUUCCUCUCCUUGGGCUCACAGUCGGGCCGGAUCAUGGCCCUCAAAUACGGGUCGGCCUCUCUAUUCUUGGCAGCCAGCUUUCUGUGCAGCUCCUUGGCAGUGGGCUUUCUGGUGGAUGCGAAUUUUCUGAUUAAUGCAAUUGGGGAAUUUUCUCCUGCUGCUGCAGGCUACACAGAUACGGUGGUCGAGAGAGGCUUCGUGCUGGCGGUGGUGGGGAAUAGAGUGCUCUGCCUCGCUUUCCCUCUCCUCAUGUGGCUGUUCGGGCCUUUGCCGGUUGCCGUUUCAUCUUUGGCGUUGGUGUGGGCCCUAUACAACCUCGAUUUUCUUCCCAACAAUCACCUCGUUGCUUCUUAUACUUCUUCUUCUUCUUCUUCGAUUUAG